Messenger RNA from Xylaria bambusicola, 2274 nucleotides. Its product is annotated as GatB/GatE catalytic domain-containing protein. The transcript is spliced from 2 exons. The coding region runs from base 167 to 2029 and encodes 620 amino acids. Lineage: Eukaryota; Fungi; Ascomycota; Sordariomycetes; Xylariales; Xylariaceae. The record is from RefSeq and is a predicted model, not a curated record. Gene Ontology annotation, molecular function: glutaminyl-tRNA synthase (glutamine-hydrolyzing) activity. Gene Ontology annotation, biological process: glutaminyl-tRNAGln biosynthesis via transamidation; mitochondrial translation.
GGGGUCAUGGCCCAGUCUAUUUUAUAUACGCGCCUCUUCGGGAUUAGCACGAACACUUCGCUCGAUACUCAGAAAAGCUUCAGCUAGGUGCGAAGUAAAGCCCCAUUAAGAUCUACCCAAGCCUACAAUUCGCCGACUUCGUUGUUGGGCAGCGAGUAUCGCGGCCAUGCCUCAAAUCCGACCUACGACGCUGAGCAGGUACUUACUCCAGGGCCAGCUGGUUACUAGAGGCUGCCUGCGAGCACGACCUCGAGUUCAAGCCCCUUCGAUCACGACUUCACACGCGCAGCAACUCGCACAAUAUCUUCACACCGACACCAGCGACUCUCCUUCAAAUGCACCCGCCCCAGUCCAUGUUCCUUUGCGCAAGCAGCUGAAAGACGAGGCGAAGAAGCAAAAGGCGCUGGGUAAAAAGAAGAAGAAGAAUGUAAACAAUCAAGUAGUUGAUGGCUGGGAGCUUACGGUCGGCAUCGAAAUUCACGCGCAGCUGAAUACAGCAAAGAAAUUGUUCUCGGGUGCUACGACAUCUUUCAACGACAACCCGAACACUCGCGUCGCCUACUUCGAUCUUGCCACGCCAGGGAGUCAGCCUCUGUUCCAGAAAGAAACACUUCUCCCUGCCCUGCGUGCCGCCCUAGCUCUCAACUGUGAGGUGCAGCCUAUCAGCCGGUUUGACCGCAAACACUACUUCCACUGGGACCAGCCAUCUGGAUACCAAAUUACACAGUAUUAUGAGCCCUUCGCCCGUGAUGGCCGCAUACAGCUGCAAUCCCGGGAUGGGAUUGCAGCCGAGGACGGCGAGAGUGUUUCCAUUGGCAUCAGACAGGUCCAGAUGGAGCAGGACACGGCCAAAACUCUAGCGCAGCCGGGCGACGUGCACUGGAUUGAUUUUAACCGCGUCGGCAUGCCUCUGAUUGAAAUCAUCACUCAUCCAGAUAUCCAUUACCCCUCAACGGCCGCUGCGUUUGUGCGGAAGAUUCAGAUUCUACUCAAUGCUGUCGACGCAUGUGUGUCGGGCUUGGAGGCCGGGGGGUUACGAGCAGACGUCAACGUUUCGGUUCGGCGGACGGAUGAUCCGAGCAGCCCUCUCGGCCAACGCACAGAGAUCAAGAACCUGAGCAGCUUUAAGGCGGUAGAGGACGCCAUUAUCGCUGAGCGCGACAGGCAAAUUGCGGUCCUCGAAGCCGGCGGUGUAAUCGCGGGCGAGACACGCGGCUGGUCUAUAGGGUCAACAGAGACUCGACGCUUGCGCGGCAAGGAGGGUGAAGUUGACUACCGCUACAUGUCAGACCCAGACAUUGCGCCUCUUCUCAUCGCUCCGGACCUCGUGGCCCAUCUUCGCGGUACAAUGGGCGAGCUACCCGACGAUGUCGUAGACGCUUUGAUCCGCGACUUUGGGCUCUCCUCCAAGGACGCCAUGUCUCUCGUCUCACUUGACAGGGGUCUGCGCAUAGAAUACUUCUGGAACGUAGUCGCCAAGUUGCAAUCCCAGCUCAGCGCCGACGCAUCCCAAGAGCAUAAAGCUUGCUUCCAGCUUGCGGCGAACUGGAUUCUGCACGAGUUUGGCCGGUUCACGGCCGAACGCAGCGAUGAGUCCGCCCUUGAUUUAGGGUUUUAUCCGGAGGGUGAAUGUGUCCGUGUGCCGGCACAGCAUCUUGCCGACUUGAUUCACCACCUCUAUAACCGUAGGAUCACGGCGAAAGUGGCCAAGGAGUUGCUCUGGGCCAUCUUUCGAGGCCGUAUACCUGGUGAAUAUCGCAGUAUUUCUGAUGCAAUUGAGAAAGAGGGUCUAUGGUUUGAGGAGUUGUCUUCAGAUGAAUACGCCGCGCUCGCUGAUGACGCGGUUCGCGGGCAAGAGGGUAUCUUGCGUCAGUUCCACGCUGCUAAGGUUUUCCCGCAAGGAAAGCUUAUGUUUCUCGUUGGGCGCAUGGUCAGGCUGGGGCAAGAGGAGCGCAUUGAUCCCAAGAACGCAGAGAGCGUGAUGAGGGACAGGAUAGAGCGUAUAUACGUCCCGGCUUUGAAAGAGUAGCAUUGAGAUGGCUCCUCACAUUGUUGUAGAUAUGUAUAAAGCACGUAUAUACUAAAUCGGGGCACAUAGAAGUAACAAUAUUUAUACCCUGUGCCAAAAACUCAUAGGAUUUUUCCAAAAUAAAACGUUCAAUUAUAGCAGAGCCCUUGUCGCGCUUGAACUAUUCCCAACUAUUUAAAGAGCGGACGGGUUUAGGGACACGCCUUAUUAAAAGGAUUAAUAAAGGGAUGAGUGAAACCAUGACA